AUGAGUUUGGAGAUCUUUCUAAAAGGAGAUGUGUACUAUGGUGAUGUCAAGGGAAAGAUUCCUCAUGGUAAGGGUAAAUACACAUGGUCCGAUGGUACAGUUUAUGAGGGUAGUUGGAAAAAAGGAAAAAUGACAGGUGGCGGACGGAUCACUUGGACAUCUGGCACAACCUUUGAGGGUGAAUUUUGUGGUGGCUACCUUGAUGGAUUUGGCACGUUGACCAAUCCAGAUGGGUCAACAUACAUAGGGUCAUGGAGGAUGAACAUUCAGCAUGGGCUUGGGAGAAAGCAGUAUAGUAAUUCUGAUGUUUAUGAUGGUUCUUGGAAAGAAGGAGUACGUGAAGGAAGUGGUAAAUAUGAUUGGUGUAAUGAUGAUAUGUAUAUUGGAAACUGGAAAGGUGGAUUGAUGUGUGGUAGAGGGGUGAUGAAAUGGCUGAAUGGUGAUCUGUUUGAUGGUUAUUGGCUAAAUGGGUAUAGACAUGGGUCAGGUGUUUAUAGGUUUGUUGAUGGGAGUUAUUAUUUUGGGACAUGGACAAAAGGAGUCAAAGAUGGACGUGGCAUGUUUUAUCCUGGAGGAAGUAUUAGGUGUCCAUCAUCUAAAAGAUUAGGCAAAAAGAAACGAAGUAUAAAACGCAGUUUAUCUGACAAAAUUUCCAUUAAUGGAUUUUUUAAAGAGUUGGGUCGAAUAUCAAGUGAAAGUGUGGAUGAUGAUGUAGGCGAAAGUCUAGAUGACAAAAGUAUUGUAGUUUGUGAAAGGGAAUACAUACAAGGAGUUUUGAUUAGCGAAAGGAUUAAGAAUAAUGCAGGGGUGUUAUACAAAAAGGAAGAACAGCGAAAAUUUCAUAUGAAAGAAGUGGAAAGGAAGUCGUCUUUGGACAUUUUUGAAGGCCAUAAAAGCAGUUAUCUGAUGCUUAAUCUCCAGCUAGGUAUCAGGUACACUGUGGGCAAAAUUACACCAGUUCCUAUGCGUGAAGUUAGAUAUUCAGAUUUUGGAGAACAAUCAAGAAUAAGGAUGUAUUUCCCCAGGAAAGGCUCACAAUUAACACCUUCACAUUCUUCAAUAGAUUUCUAUUGGAAAGACUAUUGUUCUAUGGUCUUCAGGAAUUUGAGGGAGAUGUUCAAGUUAGAUGCUGCAGAUUAUAUGAUGUCCAUAUGUGGGGAUGAUGGUUUAAGAGAGCUUUCUUCUCAAGGGAAAAGUGGCAGCCUAUUCUAUCUCUCUCAUGAUGACAGAUUCGUGAUUAAAACCUUAAAAAAAUCCGAGCUCAAGGUUUUACUCAAGAUGCUUCCAAGUUAUUACAAACAUGUACAUGCUCACGAUAACACCUUGAUCACCAAAUUCUAUGGCCUCCAUCAAAUAACACUAAGAGUUGGCAAGAAGGUACAAUUUGUAGUUAUGGGAAAUAUGUUCUACACUGAACUUCAAAUUCACCAACGUUAUGAUUUAAAGGGUUCUUAUCACGGAAGAAAUACAAAUAAAGAUGAUAUAGAAGUGGGUACCACAUUGAAAGACCUUGAUCUUGCUUAUGAUUUCCAUAUGGACAAGUCGUUACGUGAUGCACUUUUCAAACAAAUCAAGCUUGAUUGUAUUUUUCUAGAAUCUCAACGGAUUAUAGAUUAUAGCCUUCUUUUGGGAUUGCACUUUAGAGCUCCUGAACAUCUGAAGAGUCUAUUGGAACCACCAGAUGCAUUUCACAAGUUGCAGAAAACUCUAGGUCCACUACGUCAUGUGGAUCAUUCUAUUCCUCCAAAGGGACUUCUUCUAGUGACACAUGAACCGAGUUCUGUGAACACUGAACCGGGUCCACAUAGUAGAGGAAGUACUUUAAGGGCAUUUUCGGUAGGUGACAAAGAAGUUGAUCUCCUUCUUCCUGGUACUGCAAGGUUACGGGUGCAGUUAGGUGUGAACAUGCCAGCUCAUGCAAACCAUAAGGUCUCUCACGAUAUUUCUGGUUCCACAGAAGUCAAACUUUAUGAAGUAUAUGAUGUCGUUCUCUAUCUCGGUAUAAUCGAUAUACUGCAAGAAUACAACACAAGGAAAAAAAUAGAAUAUGCUUAUAAAUCCACCCGCCAUGAUCCCAUCUCAAUAUCCGUUGCGGAUCCUAAAUUUUACUCCAAACGAUUCUUCAAUUUUCUCGAAAAGGUUUUCCCUUCUAAUACUUAAUUAUGAUAUUUAUAUUUUCAAUGUAACACAUGAUGUAUAAAUAUAUUUACUUAUCGUAUGUACAAAAAUAUGUUAAUAGUUAUAUCUAUAUGUGCAUUAUAUUGUAUUUGGG
Molecule: messenger RNA, 2272 nt
Organism: Lactuca saligna
Lineage: Eukaryota; Viridiplantae; Streptophyta; Magnoliopsida; Asterales; Asteraceae
Source: the annotation of a GenBank genome assembly